Messenger RNA from Jaculus jaculus (lesser Egyptian jerboa), 2321 nucleotides. It is a transcript of the gene Thg1l, whose product is annotated as tRNA-histidine guanylyltransferase 1 like. Gene Ontology annotation, molecular function: tRNA guanylyltransferase activity; magnesium ion binding. The coding region runs from base 26 to 922 and encodes 298 amino acids. The record is from RefSeq and is a predicted model, not a curated record. The transcript is spliced from 6 exons. NCBI's taxonomy places the organism in Eukaryota, Metazoa, Chordata, Mammalia, Rodentia, Dipodidae. Gene Ontology annotation, biological process: tRNA modification.
CGGGCCUCGCCCUUCCGCCUGGGGAAUGUGGGCUCCUUGUGCCGCUAAGCUUCGCGAUUGCUGGGCCGCUAGUUCUCUCAUUUUGAGCCGGUGCCUGAGCUUGGGGGUGAGCAUGGCGAAGAGCAAGUUUGAAUACGUGCGGGCGUUCGAGGCCGACGACACCUGUCUUCCUCACUGCUGGGUGGUGGUGCGGCUGGACGGCCGCAAUUUCCAUAGGUUUGCUGAGAAGCACAACUUUGCCAAACCCAAUGACAGCCGAGCUCUGCAUCUGAUGACCAAGUGUGCCCAGCGAGUCAUGGAAGAGCUGGAGGAUAUUGUGAUUGCAUAUGGACAGAGUGACGAGUACAGCUUUGUGUUCAAGCGGAAAAGCAACUGGUUUAAAAGAAGAGCCAGUAAGUUCAUGACUCUGGUAGCCUCGCAGUUCGCCUCCAGCUAUGUGUUCUACUGGCAGGAUUACUUUGAGGACCAGCCUCUUCUGUAUCCCCCUGGCUUUGAUGGAAGAGUUGUGGUGUAUCCUAGUAACAAGACUUUAAAAGACUACCUCAGCUGGCGGCAGGCUGACUGUCACAUCAAUAAUCUUUACAAUACGGUUUUUUGGGCACUUAUCCAACAGUCUGGGCUAACACCCGUGCAAGCCCAAGAGAGAUUACAGGGAACUCUCGCCGCAGACAAGAAUGAAAUCUUGUUUUCUCAGUUCAACAUCAACUACAACAACGAGCCACUGAUGUACAGAAAGGGAACGCUGUUGAUAUGGCAGGAGGUAUGUGAAGUCACGGUAAAAGAAGUUAAGCUGCCGGCAGAAAUGAAAGGGGAAAAGAUGGCAGUGACCAAGAGCAGGGCCAAGCCCGUGCCUUUGUACUGUGAUAUCAUCGGAGAUGCUUUCUGGAAGGAACAUCCAGAGAUCCUAGAGGAAGACAGCUGACCCUCGCUCUGCAGUUCUGUGCUCAUCCACGCAGGGCCCCCAGGUCUCCUGGCCUUAGGUGGCCUCAGCUUUCCUAGCCUCCAGGACACUGUGCUAGGAGCAACAUGACUGGAGUUAGAUGGGGACAGGGAAGGAAGGGCUGUCCUGUGAAGGAAGAGAUGGCUGGGGGCGGUGUUCAAGCAGAGUGUUGUCUUGGCUGUGUUCGAACAUGACUUCCUUGAUGCUUUCCAAAUUGUGGUACUAUUUUUAUCAACAAAUGAGUUCAUGCCUUGUAGGAUGAAUCAUUUUUAAGGCAUGUCUUAUAAGAGCCUGUCAGCUCUUUUCUUGUAUGAUAGACGAGGAGCCCAAAGUAGACUCCCACCCCCUUGUUCUUAAGUGGAACACCCAGUGACUGAAAGUCUCCCUUCUGCCGCCCAUGCAGUUGCGUUCAUCGCUGGCAUUCCUGAGGUCAUUAUGGGUUCGUGCCUGCACAUUGCCUCUGAAUUCAGGAAUUACGGGGCGAAAAAGAGCUUUAUGCCAGUCUCCAAGUGGGCAGCUUUGGUUGAGCAAAUGAGGAGUGUUCUGUAUGUCCUGAGCCAGGAUUGUUGGAUGGAAUUGUUAGCAUGGAUGAGGAAUAGUCUGGAAAUCCUGAGCCAGGACUGGAGGAUGGAGCUGUCAGCAUGGUCACCUUCACCUCUUGCCCUGGGCAUAGUUUGCAAAACCACUGACCCACUUCUAAGAAGAGGAACAUGCAGGAAACAACACACAGGCGUGGAUGAGGAUGGAGAAACAUUUGCUCGGGGCUCUUCCGCACUUCAAUGAACAGGGGACUUCCUGACAAGCAUUGUCAAGUAACCUGUAUGCAACCAGCAGUGGCACUUGGAUCAGAGGCGCCUGGUGAAGUGGUGUACCCUGCAAUUCUCGUACUCAGAAGGUUGGGUGGAAAGACUGAAAGUUUGAGAUAAGCCUAGGCUAUAGAACAAGUCUAACAAGAGAGGGACACUCUCCCCUUGGGGUCCUGCCUGCUGCUGGGCCAGUGGAGCUAGAUGGAGCAGGGCAGCUGAGCAACUGUUGCUGAGGUGUUGGACUCUAAAGGGGAUUUGCUAAAUGGGCAGAAGUGGCUCCUCUUGUCCUUGUUUCAUAGUCUGGAAGAAAAAGAUUUGGUUCCAUUAAGAAUUAAGAGACAGAGAGACAGUCCAUGUUCCAAUGCCCAGUUUGCAUUGCAGAACUUAGAGCCAAGAAGACAGUGUAUUUUUGAAAGAGCAGCGUCUGGCUUCAUCCCUCACUAAUUGACAUUCCAUCUGUCGAUGCCAUUUUUUCCCUUCCUGUUCCCCCAACUCUGCAGGAGGAGAUGUAGCUAGAGCUUGGUAAUGGCUAAAGUCUUUUUGUGGGGAAAAAUAUAAUAAAGAUUUUUAACUCC